This is a messenger RNA of Rubroshorea leprosula, 2285 nucleotides long. Lineage: Eukaryota; Viridiplantae; Streptophyta; Magnoliopsida; Malvales; Dipterocarpaceae. The record is from the annotation of a GenBank genome assembly.
AUCCGUCCACCCCCCAAUCAUUCUGGACACUUCCGGCCCUCUUUAUUAAAAUUUCAUUUCAUCAUCCCAACCGUAAACGCUCAGGGAAACUGAAAGCAGAUACCAGAACGUCAAACGGCGGUGCUCUCAUCUCAGAGAAACACGUCUCUUGCUUCUUUGUAGAUUCCCGUACUCGGUGAAUUGGAGUUCCAGCGUUCACGGUCAUGACGUCCAAACAGACUUACCGAGUAUGCUUCUGCUUCCGCCGGCGGUUCAAGCUGACCGUGUCGGAGGCGCCGGAGGAGAUCAAGACGCUGUUCGAGCAGUACUCGGAGAAUGGGAUCAUGAGUGUUGAUCAACUUCGGAGAUUCUUAAUUGAGGUUCAAAAAGAGGAUAAAGCCUCCAGAGAGGAUGCUCAGAGUAUCAUCAAUAGCGUCAAGCAUUUUCACCGUAAUGGUCUCAAUCUCGAAGGUUUCUUCAAGUACCUGUUCGGUGAAGAUAACCCUCCUCUCUCUCCAUCUCCUGCGGUACAUCAUGACAUGGCUGCUCCACUGUCUCAUUAUUUUAUAUAUACUGGCCAUAACUCCUAUCUUACGGGGAAUCAACUUAGUAGUGACUGCAGUGAUGUACCCAUCAUAAAUGCUCUUAAGAAAGGCGUGAGAGUCAUAGAGUUGGAUAUAUGGCCUAAUGCCACAAAAGAUAAUGUGGAUGUUCUUCAUGGAAGGACUUUGACUACUCCUGUGGAACUUAUUAAAUGUUUGAAGUCUAUCAAGGAGUAUGCCUUUGUUGAAUCAGAAUACCCGGUUGUUAUAACUCUAGAAGACCAUCUUACCCCAGAUCUUCAGGCCAAAGUUGCACAGAUGGUCACUCAAACUUUUGGAGACAUACUGUUUUCUCCUCGCUCAGAAUGCUUAAAGGAAUUCCCUUCACCGGAAUCGUUGAAGAGACGGAUUAUUAUAUCAACCAAACCACCAAAAGAAUACCUUGAGGGCAAAGAGCUUAAAGAUAAAGAAAGCACUUCAUUGAAGGGAAAGGCUUCAGAUGAUGAAGAAGCUUGGGGGAAAGAAGUUCCAGACCUUAAAGUCAGUAGUGUAGCUGAAAACAAGGUUGAUUUGGAUGAAGAAGAUAAAAACGAUGAUGAAGAUUUUGAGGAUGGAGAUAAGACACAGCCUGUAGCACCAGAAUAUAAGCAUUUGAUCGGUAUUCCUGCUGGGAAGCCGAAGGGUGGAUUGGAGGAUUGUCUAAGGGUGGAUCCUGAUAAAGUUAGACGUCUUAGCUUAAGUGAACAGAAACUUGAAAAGGCUGCACUAACUCAUGGAAAACAAAUUGUCAGGUUCACCCAGCGUAAUUUGCUUAGGGUGUACCCCAAGGGUAUACGUGUGGAUUCAUCAAACUACAAUCCAAUGAUUGGGUGGAUGCAUGGAGCUCAAAUGGUUGCAUUUAAUAUGCAGGGUCAUGGAAGAUCAUUGUGGCUGAUGCAUGGGAUGUUCAAAGCCAAUGGUGGGUGUGGUUACGUGAAAAAACCUGAUUUUCUAUUGAAGGCUGAUUCAAAUGGUGAGGUAUUUGAUCCAAGAGUGAGUUUACCGGUAAAAAAAACUUUAAAGGUAACUGUGUAUAUGGGAGAAGGAUGGUAUUUUGACUUCAAACACACACACUUUGAUGCAUAUUCCCCCCCAGAUUUCUAUGCAAGGGUUGGUAUUGCUGGGGUUCCAGCUGAUUGUGUGAUGAAGAAAACAAAGAUUUUAGAGGACAACUGGAUCCCUGCUUGGAAUGACGAUUUUGAGUUCCCUCUCACCAUUCCAGAACUGGCUCUGCUUCGGAUAGAAGUUCAUGAGUAUGACAUGUCUGAAAAAGAUGACUUUGGAGGCCAAACUUGCCUGCCUGUUUCAGAGCUAAGAAGAGGGAUCCGAGCAGUUCCCUUGUACAGUCGCACAGGAGAGAAGUACAAAUCUGUUAAGCUCCUUGUGCACUUUGAUUUCGUUUAAUAAUCUCAUGAAGCAGCCAUCAAACUGCGUGAUGUUAUUCUCAUAUGCAGUAUUUUAAUUCUUGUUUGCUGUGUGAUACACCAUAAUAACAGCUGCUCUGCAGUUUGUGGGAGGUUGUGGGAAACUGGCUGUGUUUGCACUUAGUAAUGCAAGGAGCGGUGAGAAAUCUUAUUUUAACAUUGUUCUACUUCAUAUGUAAAUAGGCACACUGUAUGAUUUCUUUUUUCCCCCGUUAAGUAAUCUUGGCUUUCUUGGUUUGAUUGCACAAAACAGUUUCUUGUUAGUUUCCAUUUUCAGGGCAAAUUAAUGUAGAAAAGCAUC